Messenger RNA from Odocoileus virginianus texanus, 5494 nucleotides. It is a transcript of the gene CAPN15, whose product is annotated as calpain 15. The record is from RefSeq and is a predicted model, not a curated record. Gene Ontology annotation, cellular component: cytoplasm. NCBI's taxonomy places the organism in Eukaryota, Metazoa, Chordata, Mammalia, Artiodactyla, Cervidae. Gene Ontology annotation, molecular function: calcium-dependent cysteine-type endopeptidase activity. Gene Ontology annotation, biological process: proteolysis.
CACGCACCCGGGGAGGCGGCAUCGGCCUGCGCUGGGCCCAGGAACCAUCGUGCUGCUUGGGGGAGGGUUUCUGUUUGUGUCUUGAAGAGGGAAGUUUUCUUUCUUCCUGGAGUGUUUGGCGUAAAUGUAGCAUGAGAAGCGCGAGCUCCACGCCUCCUUGUAAAAGAGCAGUUGGUGUUUCUGCCGAGCAGAUCAGCUACCGUCAGCAAGAGAGCGUGGACGCCCCCCAUGCGGGCUGGCCUCGAGCGGCGGGUGAGGGUGAGACCCUGCUCAGCCCUCUGGAGCAGCCGGCUCCUGCCUCUGAGUUUGCCCAUCCUGAACCUUCCCGUGGGUGAAUCAUGCCAUGUGUCGGGGCCCAGUGCUGGCGUGUGUCCGCGCUUCGCUCCUGGCUGCUGAAUGGUGUUCCAUGUCUUGUUUGUCCAUUUAUUCAUUGAUGGACACUUGGCUUGAUUCCACCAGUUGGCUGCUGUGGGCAAAUCUGCUGAGCAUGUGUGGAUGUGUGCUGGUGAAGAGCACGUACCUGGGGUGGAAUUGCUGGGUCUUAACUGUGGUCCUUCCGUAGCUUCUUGGGAGCCAUCUAACGGUUUCCCGCAGCAGCUGUGCUAUUCUGCGCUCCCCCAGCGACGUGGGAGACCGGGUCUCUCCAGCUCCAGGUCCUGACAGCCGUCCUGCCGGGUGGGCUGGUGCGCUUUGCAUUUCCCUGACUGACCUGCUGAGCAGCUUUCCACGGGCUUCUCCGGAUCUCUGGGGAAAGUCGCCUCAAAUCCUCUGCCCAUUUUUAAAGCCAGGUUUUUGUCAUGUGGUCGUAAGAACGUUUCAUACGUUCUGGCUGCUAGACCCUGAUCAAACACACGGUUUGCAAAACACACGGUGGUCUCCUGUAGGAUAUCUUUUCACUUUCUUUAUGGUGUCCUUUGAUUCAUGGAAGAUGUUAGGUUUGAUGUUCUUUUGUUUUUUCCUUUGUUUGCCUGCACGGUCAUGAAAAUUUACCUACAUUUUCUGCUUCUAAGAGUUUCAUAGUUUUCAUCCCCACACUUAUGUCAUUGAUCCAUUUUGAGUUAAGUUUCGAAUAUGGCGUGAGGUACGGGUCUGACUCCUCCUUUAGCAUUUAGAUCCAAUUUUCCUAGUGCGUUGGUUGAAAAGACCAUCGUUCCCCCCUGAACACUCUUGACACCCUUGUCAGAAACCCCUGACCACAGCCUUCCCUUGCAGCCACACGCACUCGCCCGGGCCCAUGGCCGCGGUCGGGGAGUGGGCCUGCGCACGCUGCACCUUCCUGAACCCGGCUGGCCAGCGCCAGUGCUCCAUCUGCGAGGCCCCGCGGCACAAGCCCGACCUGGACCAGAUCCUGCGACUCAGCGUGGAGGAGCAGAAGUGGCCGUGUGCCCGCUGCACAUUCCGCAACCUUCUGGGCAGGGGGGCCUGCGAGGUGUGUGGCUUCGCCCCUGAGCCCGGCCCAGGGGCCUCCCCGCUGCCCAUCAUCAACGGGGCGCCCCCAGAGCCCCCGGGCAGCUGCCGGGACGAGGUGGGGCCCCUGCGGACAGCGGGGCCGGUGGCCGUGGAGCCAGCAGGCGGCCGGCCAGCGGAAGCGGAGGGGCAGGAGGGGGGCGCAGCCGUGCCUGGGAGCGGCUGGGCCUGCCAGCGCUGCACGCUGCAUAACACUCCCGUGGCCAGCUCCUGCUCGGCCUGCGGGGGGCCCCGGAAACUCUCGCUGCCCAGGAUCCCUCCCGAGGCACUUGUGGUCCCGGAAGUUGUGGCUCCUGCAGGCUUCCCCGGCGUGCCGGCCCCUGCCCAGCCUGGGGAAGGUGCCGAGGCGAACCCUCCUUCUGCCGUGGACCAGGAGCCCCCCCGGGGGCCACCCUUCAGCCCGUUCUCACCCACCCUCCAGAACAACCCUGUGCCUCGCAGCCGCCGCGAGGUGCCCCCCCAGCUGCAGCCACCGGUGCCUGAGGCCGCCCAGCCCUCGCCCUCUGCCGGCUCCAAGGGGCCCCCCCAGGGCCUGGGGCGGCCCGCAGCCGGGGCCUCCCGCCUGUCAGAGCUGCUGUCAGGCAAGCGACUGAGCUUCCUGGAGGAGGAGGCAGCUGAGGGGGGCCCUACGCUGCGCCUCCCGGGGCCCGCCAGCCCUGCUCACUGCGAGGCCGGCAGCACGACGCCGGGCAGCGACAUCAUUGACCUGGGUGGUGAUAGUGUGCGUUACACGCCGGCCAGCCCCUCCAGCCCUGACUUCACCACCUGGUCGUGCGCCAGGUGCACGCUCAGGAACCCCACGGCAAACCCCCGGUGCACGAUGUGCGGCUGCUCCAAGCUUCACGGCUUCCAGGAGCACGGCGACGCCCCCGCCCACUGCCCCGACUGCAGUGCAGACAGGCCCGGGCCCUGCCCAGCCCACAAGGCCGGCCGCCCCCUCCCCGUGGCGCCGUCUGAGCGCCCGGGCCAGUGGGCCUGCCCUGCCUGCACCCUCCUCAACGCGCCUCGGGCCAAGCACUGUGCCACCUGCCACACCCCCCAGCUCCUGGCGGCCCAGCGCCGGGGCGUGGCGCCGCUGCGGCGCAGGGAGAGCGUGCUUGUGGAGAAGCGGCGGCAGACGGAUGAGGGCGAGGCCAAGGCCCUGUGGGAGGACAUCGUGGCCUUCUGCCGGGAGAACAGUGUGAACUUUGUGGACGACAGCUUCCCCCCCGGGCCCGCAUCUGUGGGCUUCCCCGCGGGUGACAGCGUCCAGCAGCGUGUGCGACAGUGGUUGCGGCCGCACGAGAUCAACUGCUCCGUCUUCAGGGACCAUGGCACCUCCUGGUCCGUGUUCCACACACUCCGGCCUUCCGACAUCCUGCAGGGUCUCCUGGGGAACUGCUGGUUCUUGAGCGCGCUGGCAGUGCUUGCUGAGCGGCCAGACCUGGUUGAGCGGGUGAUGGUCACACGCAGCCUGUGUGCAGAGGGUGCCUACCAGGUGAGGCUGUGCAAGGACGGCACAUGGACGACAGUGCUGGUGGACGACAUGCUGCCCUGCGACGAGGCCGGCUUCCUGCUCUUCUCCCAGGCUCAGCGCAAGCAGCUGUGGGUGGCCCUCAUCGAGAAAGCGCUGGCCAAGCUGCACGGCUCCUACUUUGCGCUCCAGGCUGGGCGCGCCAUAGAGGGCCUGGCCACACUCACCGGUGCCCCCUGUGAGAGCCUAGCCUUGCAGGUCAGCUCCACGAACCCCCGUGAGGAACCGGUGGACACUGAUCUCAUCUGGGCCAAAAUGCUGAGUUCUAAAGAGGCUGGGUUCCUCAUGGGCGCCUCCUGUGGUGGGGGCAACAUGAAGGUGGAUGACGCUGUCUAUGAGAGUCUAGGCCUGCGUCCCCGCCACGCCUACUCCAUCUUGGAUGUCCGGGAUGUCCAGGGCUCCAGGCUCUUGCGCCUACGGAACCCGUGGGGCCGCUUCUCCUGGAAUGGCAGCUGGUCAGACGAGUGGCCACACUGGCCGGGACACCUGCGGAGUGAGCUCAUGCCUCAUGGCAGCAGUGAGGGUGUCUUCUGGAUGGAGUACAGUGACUUCGUCAGGUACUUUGACUCCGUGGAUAUCUGCAAGGUGCACUCGGACUGGCAGGAGGCUCGGGUGCAAGGCAGCUUCCCCAGCUCGGCCAGUGGGCCGGUGGGCGUGACGGCCCUCACGGUGCUGGAGCGUGCCUCCCUGGAGUUUGCCCUCUUCCAGGAGGGCAGCAGGCGCGCGGACUCAGUGGACAGUCACCUCCUGGACAUGUGUGUCUUGGUGUUCCGGGCCUCCUUCGGUAGCGGCGGCCGCCUGAGCCUGGGCCGCCUGCUAGCCCACAGCAAGCGCGCCGUGAAGAAGUUUGUCAACUGUGACGUGAUGCUGGAGCCGGGCGAGUAUGCCGUGGUGUGCUGUGCCUUCAACCACUGGGGCCCCGUACCCGGCCCACCCGCUCUGCAGGCCUCCAGCCCCUCAGCGGGGGCCCCGCGGAGCACCCCGGAGGCGCCCGGCCACGUGCUGGCCGUGUACAGCUCGAGGCUCGUCAUGGUGGAGCCCGUGGAGGCCCAGCCGACCACGCUGGCCGACGCCAUCAUCCUGCUCACGGAGAGCAGGGGCGAACGGCACGAGGGCCGCGAGGGCAUGACCUGCUACUACCUGACUCACGGCUGGGCAGGGCUCAUCGUGGUUGUGGAGAACCGGCACCCCAAGUCUUACCUGCACGUGCAGUGCGACUGCUCUGACAGCUUCAACGUGGUGUCCACGCGCGGCAGCCUGCGCACCCAGGACAGCGUGCCGCCCCUGCACAGGCAGGUCCUGGUGAUCCUGUCACAGCUGGAAGGAAAUGCCGGCUUCUCCAUCACCCACCGCCUGGCGCACCGCAAGGCAGCGCAGGCCUUCCUCAGCGACUGGACGGCCUCCAAGGGCAGCCACAGCCCCCCACUCACGCCCGAGGUCGCUGGUCUGCACGGCCCCCGGCCGCUGUGACCUCCCUGCCCCCACCCGCCUGCCCCCACACGCACUUUAUGAGGGAGACCCCAACAGGACGCUUGAACCACAAUCUCAGGACCCCCACCCAGGGAGCUCCAGCCACAGGCACAGCUCCCCUGGCCCUCCCCCCCGCCCCUCCCUCUUGCCCAGGGCCUCCCAGCCACCCAGCAGAUUACCUCGAACCCAUCUCCAGCUCUAGGGGGCUGUGUGCCAGCCUCUCUGACCAGCCCACCUUGAGGUCUGGCUUCAAUCUCCAGGAUCAGGGUGAGGCUGCCCCUUCUCCAUGGGCCUGGGUCUCCUUCUCUGGUCAGGCAGCCAUGUGCUCCAAAACCAAAUCUGGGCAGGUCAGAGGCCAAGACCCCACCCAGAAUGAGAGCAGGGACCACCCUCGUCAUAGGGGUCAGAGGUCAGGAUUCCAGGUUGAGAGCAGGGACCAUUUCCGUUUUGUGAGCAGAGGCCAGGACCCUGAGAUGAGCAAGGACCAGCCCUUUGUUGGGUCAGGCCAGGACCCCAGGGUGAAAGUAGGGACCACCUCUAUUUUAGGGGAUCAAGGCCAGGGCCCAAGGAUGAGAGCAGGGACCACUCCAGUUCGGGGAGGUCAGAGGUCAAGAUCCCAGGGUGAGAGUAGGGACCACCCCUUUGUGGCCAGAGGUCGAGAGCCUUCCCUCAGUUUGCCCCCAUAUCCCACCUCACCCCCAAGCCCUCAUGCGGCCAGCAGGGGUCCCUAGAGCCCCAGCAGGGUCUGAGAAGGCAGGUGCCUGGCAACUGGGCUGAACCAGGGUGGGGAGGGACACUAUGCAAUUCCUGGCGUGCCAGCCAGGAUCGAAGCCAUGCCCUGGGCCGGGGCUGGGGUGGUGGUCAGGUGGGUCUGGGCCCAGCCCUGUGCUUAGCACCACCUGACCUGCAGGAGAAGCAGAGUCCCAGAGUCCCCUGGGCCAUGUCCAGGCGCAAUCAGGGUGGGCCCCAGCCCCACAGCCCUCCCGCCGAGCCAGCGUUCUCCCUGUCUGCUCAGCCCUGAGCUCUGUCUGCCUGGGGACGACU